Messenger RNA from Python bivittatus (Burmese python), 532 nucleotides. The record is from RefSeq and is a predicted model, not a curated record. Lineage: Eukaryota; Metazoa; Chordata; Lepidosauria; Squamata; Pythonidae.
GUGCACCAGGAAGGAACAGUGUGAGCGCUCCAGCGAGCCUCGGAGGUUUGCCUCGGAGAUGAAGCAAUGUGUCCGACUCACCGUGCACCCCAACAACAUCUCAGUCUCCCAGUAUAGUGUGACGCUGGUGUUGGAGACUUACAACGUGCCCGAACUGUCCAACGGGGUCAAUUGCACCUUUGGGGACCUGGCGGAAAUGGACGGCGUGGUGUCGGGGAACAAGAUCAAGUGCCAGUCCCCGGCAGCCAAGGAGGUGCCAAAGAUCAUCACUGAGAAUGGAGACCACCAUGUUGUCCAGCUCCAGCUGAAAUCCAAAGAAACAGGCAUGACUUUUGCCAGCACCAGCUUUGUUUUCUACAAUUGCAGUGUCCACACCUCGUGCCUCUCGUGUGUGGAGAGUCCGUACCGAUGCUAUUGGUGCAAAUAUCGUCAUGUUUGCACCCAUGAACCUCACAAUUGCCACUUUCUAGAAGGACGAGUCAAACUUCCUGAGGUAGGAGGACAGAAGGGUGUUUCAGAGGUAUCCUCUUGA